Penicillium malachiteum is the source of this 6204-nucleotide messenger RNA. RefSeq names its product transcription factor IIF subunit TFG1. Gene Ontology annotation, molecular function: DNA binding; oligopeptide transmembrane transporter activity. The transcript is spliced from 13 exons. Bases 1 to 6204 code for a protein of 2067 amino acids. Gene Ontology annotation, cellular component: nucleus. Lineage: Eukaryota; Fungi; Ascomycota; Eurotiomycetes; Eurotiales; Aspergillaceae. Gene Ontology annotation, biological process: transcription initiation at RNA polymerase II promoter; transmembrane transport; positive regulation of transcription elongation by RNA polymerase II. The record is from RefSeq and is a predicted model, not a curated record.
AUGCCAACUCAAUUAGAAGAGCUGGUGGAGUUCCUUCACCAUGGAAAUACAGAAAUUCGCCAAAUUGCUUGCGCAACCCUCGUCGGUUACUCGUCCCAGCCUGCAUUGUUCAAAAGCGAGCAAUUCCUUCCCAUCAUAGAUUUGAAGCUCUUGACUCGAGACUAUCCCCCGAUCGCACGGAAUGCUCUUACCAUCUUGGUCAACCUCUCAGCGGACGAGGAGAUCCUAAAGAUUUUGGCUGAGGAUGAUGUGUAUAUCGAGGCUCUCUUGUCAAAACUUACGAACCCCAAAGAUCCCACUGUCGACGAAGUCUCCAUGCUUCUCGCCAACUUGAUCAAGUGCGAUCACCUCCAAAUGCUCCAGACUCUUAAGCGCAAAGUCCCCGAAGGAGUGUCAACAUCGGAGAAUGCGAUCGAUCAGAUGAUGGACUGUUUCGUCAAGGGUGCGGAAGGUGGACUCAACAAGUACGCCAACUUCGACUACCUCUCAUACUUUUUCGCCGACCUGUCGAAGACCGAGCAAGGGCGAUCCUAUUUCACCACUCGUCAGGAGUACGACGGAGUGGUGCCCAUCACCAAGUUGACCGUUUUCACGGAGCACAAAAGCGAGAUCCGCCGCAAGGGUGUCGCCUCCACCAUUAAGAAUGUGGCCUUUGAUGUUGCUUCCCAUCCUAUGUUAUUCGCAGAAGACGAAGCUAAUCUGUUACCUUACCUCCUGUUACCAAUUGCUGGUCCUGAGGAAUUCUCCGACGAAGAUAUGGCAAACAUGCUUCCGGAUCUUCAGCUCUUGCCUCCGGAUAAGCAGCGUGAGAGUGAAACAACCAUUCUCACCACUCACGUGGAGACCUUAAUGCUCUUGACUACUACCCGUGAAGGUCGUGAACGAAUGCGCGCGAUUCAGGUUUAUCCAUUUAUUCGGGAAUGCCAUCUCAACGUGGAAAAUGAAGAGGUGCGGGAGGCGUGUGAUCGAUUGGUGCAAGUCUUGAUGCGAGAUGAAGAGGGAGAGGGCGAGAAGACUGAUGUUGAUCUGGCUAAAGCGCAAGCGCAGAUUGAGGCACCACCAGUUGACGAGGAUGAGAAGAAUCAAGAACCAUUAACCCCGGAUUGCAAUUGUAAUUCAAAUAAUUCAAUCUGUACGCAUACCGGCAAUGGAAACUGUGACUCGAUUCCGUACUCCAGCUUGACCUCGCCCUCGAACUCGACCUCGGACCUUGAACUCGAUUCUCCCACGGAUCCAGGCACAAGCCCACCCGAUACUACCUCCCUCAGCCAGCGAUUCCGUACCCUAAUGUCGCGCGCUCCUUUAAUCCGGUCUUCUCCCGCCCUGGGAUCAACCUCAUACGGAGCCGUACGUAUACCGGAUGACCCCGAGGAUGAGGCUCUGCCGGAUCGGCGGAAAUCCCGAAAGGGAAUAACGGGAGGAUCGCAGCGGACCAGUCUAGAGAGUAAUGCCGAAGGACCUUCAAAUGAUAUACGAAACGCGCCCAAAUCAAAAAGAUCACAUUCUUCCGUUCGACGACGAAGUAGUGGGUGGUAUAGAAAUGCCCAUAAUCGACGACCCUCGUCUGCCACGUCAGAUGUGGGGAUGGGGGCGGAUUCAAAAUAUUCAUUUGCGACGGGACUGGCUGUACCUGGAAACCCGGUGAUACAAGAUACUCCGGUCACUUCUCCUUUCAUGACGGACGACGAGGAUGUACUGGACAGCGAGGAUGAAGACUCUAAGUGUGCGGAUGACGAUCCUCCUGAUAAUUCUCCUAGUCUCACAAUUGUCUUUCCAGCUCCUCGCAUGUGGAUUCUUUCAUUAUUAUUUUCACUCACAGGCUCUGCCGCCAAUCUAUUCUUCUCAUUACGGUAUCCCAGCGUUGCAAUUACCCCCAUCAUCGCAUUGGUCCUGGUACAUCCACUCGGGAAAUUCUGGGAUGCAGUACUAAAGAGGUCGGGUGACCCUCUCGAAGUGUUUGAAAAUGGAACCCUCGACCACAGGGAACUACUUUCUGGCGAACUUGAUCAACCUGACCCCUCAUGGCUUACCCGUAUUCGACUAUGGCUCGCUCAGGGCCGUUGGAAUGAGAAAGAGCAUGCUUGUGUAUACAUCAGCAGUAAUGUCUCAUUUGGAUUUGCUUUUGCCACUGAUGUGAGUGCCCAUGGCGCCUCGUAUUAUAUUUCAUAUACGGUUACUAAUAGCCUGCAGGUCAUUGUCGAGCAACACAAAUUUUAUAACCAGGAGGUUCCAAUCCUGUAUCAGCUUUUGCUGAUCAUUUCGACUCAAGUCCUGGGUUACGCCUUUGCUGGAUUGACCAGAAGAUUCCUGGUGCGCCCGUCCGCUAUGAUCUGGCCUGGAACCCUCAUGUCCACAGCCAUGUUCUCUACCAUGCACAAGAAUGCAAACAAGAAGGCCAAUGGAUGGAGUAUCUCGCGAUACAAAUUCUUUGUUCUUGUCUGGACAGGAGCUUUUCUGUGGUACUUCGUGCCGGGAUUAUUGAUGCCUGCACUCAGCUACUUUAACGUUAUCACCUGGUUUGCUCCCAAGAAUGUGGUAGUCUCCAACUUGUUCGGCGUGGCAUCAGGUCUUGGGAUGUUUCCCUUAACAUUCGACUGGGCUCAAAUCGCCUAUAUCGGGUCGCCUCUACUUACCCCAUGGUGGGCAGCUGCCAACAUCGUCACUGGUCUGGUGGUCGUCAUUUGGAUCAUCGCUCCUAUUUUAUGCCACCCAUACAAUGUCAGCCGGAUCCUGACCUCGGAUUUUCUGUUCGAUCAAAAAGCGUACGAGGAAUACUCUCCCGUCUACCUUCCCAUCACUUACGUUCUAUCCUACGGAGUUCAAUUUGCUGCCCUCACAUCCCUGGUGACACAUACUGUGUGCUGGUAUGGCAAAGACAUUUGGCAACAAACCAGACGAGCAUUCGAGGAACGUCGUGAAGUUCCAGGCAUGGCAAGCUACGACCCAUUACCGACUGAGAAUGGGAACGGCCACUCGGAGUCCCGCAGCUAUGAUGGCUCACAUGAAGCCAAUCGAGAGAUGCCUCUGGGCAUGGAAGAUGUUCACUGUCGUUUGAUGAGGCGGUACAAAGACGCACCACUCACUUGGUAUCUUAUUGUGUUGAUUACAAUGCUAGUAAUUGCUACCUUUACUGUCGAACACUAUCCCACUCAUCUACCCUGGUACGGAUUAUUCCUCGCUCUAGGUAUCACAAGUGUGUUCUUUAUUCCAGUUGGCAUCAUCAUGGCUGUGACGAACCAGCACAGCAGUCUUUACCUAAUCUGUCAACUCCUUUGCGGCAUUGUCUUCCCCGGACGACCCGUUGCGAAUAUGAUUUUCGUAACAUACUCUUACAUCAGCUCCGCUCAAGGGAUUAAAUUCUCUUCCGACCUUAAGCUCGGUCACUACAUGAAAAUUCCACCUCGCAUUCUAUUUGGGGUGCAGAUGGUCGCCACUUUAGUGUCCAGCCUGACCCAAAUUGGCGUGUUGAACUGGAUGUUCGCACAUAUCCCCAAACUAUGCACUCCACAAGCACUGAAUGGUUUCAACUGUCCAAUUGCUCGAGUCCAUUUCAACGGCAGCAUCCUCUGGGGUGUUGUUGGACCGCAGAGAUUCUUUGGCCCCGAUGGGCUGUACCGACCCUUGGUCUGGGCAUUCCUGAUCGGCGCGGUAGCGCCCCUAGGAGCCUGGGUCCUCGGCCGACACAGUAAGAAGAGUUUCUGGCGCAAGGUGAACUUCCCAAUUCUCUUCGGCAGUCUCAGCUGGAUCCCACCUGCCACCGGAUUGAACUUUUCGAUCUGGGCAUUGGUCUGUUUUGUGUUCAACUACGUGAUUCGACGCCGCAAGACAGCCUGGUGGGAGAAAUAUGCCAUGACCCUUUCAGCAGCCUUGGAUUCAGGACUGGCAUUUGCUGUCAUUGUUGUAUUUUUCGCGUUGAUCUACCCUGGCUAUGUUGCCAAUUUCAAGUGGUGGGGAACAGAGAUCUACAAGCAGGGCUGCGACUGGAUCGCGUGUCCCUACCGCCAUUUAGAGCCAGACAUAACCAUGUCGACCCCAAACAACCCCUCGAAUGGGCGAACGCCGACAGCACCUAAUGGAGCUCCUCCCAUGAGAAUCCGUCGUCCCAAAGCCGCCGAUCCGUUAGUUCGUCCAAAGAGAAGGCCGGUGAAACCUCUAGGUGUUCCACCGACAGGUCAAACAGCUAUGAAAACUCUUCCAACUCGACCAUCAGUCAACGUCCAGCCCCAGCCGGUAUCACAACCUCUCGAACGACCUCGACUAGGUCCCGUCCGGGAUGACCAAACUCUGAACGGAUUCAGUGGACCCCUUUUAUCAGCAACAUUCACCGAUUACCCAGUUGUCACUACCAAGCGAGCUCUGCGCGAAGGAUUAAAGAACCAUAUUGCUCGAUUCGCCGCUAAGAGGAGUGUCGAUCCACGCGACGAGACUCAAUUCACGCGACCCGUUCGACUUCAGCGCCGAGAUCCACGCACAAGGACCCAUGAUCAUCAUGCAGAGCGGAUGGUAGGACCGGAUGGACAACAGCUAGAUGAGGCCGAACGAGAGGCGCUGGAUGCGAGAAGAGCCGCACGAGAGAAAGAACGCGCAGAGAACCUAGCUCAGAUCGCCCCAUCCGCAGGAGCCUCUGCAAAGCGACCCAAUGCCCCAAAGCAGAAAACACAACAGGUGUACAAGUCCGACCUUACUCCCGAGGAGAUCGCGCGAGCACGGAUCAAGUACGAGGAGGCCUUGCCGUGGCACUUGGAGGAUUUCGAUAACCGCAAUACCUGGGUUGGUAACUACGAAGCUGCAUUAUCGGAGACACAUGCGGUUUUCGUUCAUGACAAUGGCAAGAUGCGCAUGAUUCCCGUGGAGAAAUGGUACAAAUUUAGUGCCAAGAGUCAUUUCAAGGCUUUGACAAUUGAAGAAGCGGAGAAGUUCAUGGCAAAGCGGAUUAAGGAUCCUCGCUGGUUUAUGGAAAAACAACAGGAAGUUGCUCAGCAGAAGGAGCUGGAGCAGUAUGCUAGAUCCCGCAAAGUUUACGCUGGAAAGCAAGGUGUUCUUGCUGGACGAGAGGGAUUGGAAGCUAGUGAAAUGGAUUUUGAAGAGGACAGAUUUGCAGAUGAUGAGGAACAUGACGAUCUCUUUAAUGAUCAAGAUGAAGAUACCAAGGCUGCAGAGAAGCGAAUCAAAGAAGAUCAACUCAAGGCGAAUGUUUUCGACUUGAAGGAAGAGAAGGAUUACGAGGAAGAAGAACAACGGGAAAAGAAAGAGAAAGAAGCUCGUCAUAAGCUGGGCAGGAAGAUGCGUCGAGCACUGAAGAAGCGAGAACGAAACUUCGACUACUCCAGUGGCUCGGAAGCUAAUCCAUACAGCUCCGAAGAGAGUUCCGAUGAUAGUGAAACCGAACGAUUGAAAGAAGAGGCACGAAAGGAAGAGCAACGAAAGGCCGAGGAGGAAAAGAACCAGAAGGAAUCGGCUUCAUCUUCCACGAAAGGAACUAGCACACCCUCUGGACGGCCAAAGCAUGUGGACGCUCUUAAGAAGCCGACGGCGGCCCGCAAGCGACUGGGCUCGCCUAAUGGCUCAGAUGCCAGUGGAACUGACACCUCUCGCAAGAAGACAAAGAGCAAGCAUCCUGCUCACCAGACACCACAGCCAACCUCUCGCCCAAUUUCUCCAGCUAAUGUGCAGGUAAGUCAACCCAACCCUUUGAGAGUAAUGAACACAGAAUAUGCUGACACAACUUACAAAAAGGCUGGCAUGAAACGAGUUCGAAACAACCCGUUGAGUGGAUCUGGAUCAGGCAGUGACCAUGAUGCCGGUGCAGGAUCCGGAGCAGAGAUGAGCGAGAGUGGUAAAUCCAAGAAGUUGAAGCUGAACCCACCUUCUGUUGCCUCUCGUGGAGGUACACCCCAAGGAUCUCGAGCCGGAAGUCCUGUAGCUGGCAACCGGAGUUUCUCUGGAAGCCGUGCUAGCAGUCCCGAUGGUACUCGAGGCCGCGUAUCUACUCCUGUCGGAAGUGCACCAUUUCCCACCCCGGCCGAGAUUCAUGCCGCCAUUCCGGCCACUGGUAUUCUGAGUAGUGAUCUUCUUCGCAUUUUCCGCCCUCGCAUUGGUGAAUCCAAGGAGAGUCACCGUCGGUUUAUUGGAAUCGUCAAGGAAGUUAGUAUCUACGGAAAAGAAGAUCGACUGCUCCGACCAGGUCCUUGGAAGGAGACUUAA